AUGCCUUUCGUUGUCGUUCAAAUACGAGCUGGAACACAAGUUUUGAAGCCCUGGAUAGGCGUACGAGUUCCAGACAAUUCUUCUUUAAAUGAUGUUUAUAAUGAUCUGGUUGCAGGGAUCCUUGAUCAAGGUUUGUAUGUAAAUGUUUAAUGAUUUAAAUAUGUUAAUAUUAUUAUUUUAAUAUGUAUAAAAAUAUGCAAAUUUUAUUUCGAUAUUUGGCGCCAAAAUAGUGAGGUCCAAUAUAUUCCGGCACUAUUUAUAUAUUGCCAAUUUCAAAGCAACAGCACAUCUACGGCGAUCUAUGUUAUUAUAAAAUAUAAAGUUUUAAUAACAGCAUUUCUAACAAUUUUAACAUUUUAAUAAUAUAAAAAAACAUAUGAUUUUUUAUAUGGUUUUUGAAUAGGUGAGCCAAUUGAUGAUAAUUCUGCAGUUCAACUAAACAAUGUUCAUGUCCAUGUUGGAAAGAGCAAGAAAGACCUAACCCGAGUAGACAGCCAGUGCACAGUGGCAGAGGUAGAUUCAUUGUGUUGUAUAUUUUAAAUAUUUUGUUUCUGCAGUUCUAGAUCUGUGAUCAUAUUAAUAACGAGUGUACCUGUGUACGGUUUAUAACAUAUAAAGAAUCUGUAUUUUUAUUGAUUAUUAAAAAAUAGGUGAUUGGAACUCUUGGCAACUUCAUUGAGUUUACACAUGAUGCAAAUAUAAAUCGUACUGAGCCUCUUCAGUGUACCAAUGCCUUCCACAUUCUUACUGCUGCUGCCCGUACAUUAACUUGUGUUCCAAGCAAUGUAGUCGUUCACAACCAGAAGGAUAAGUUACAAAAUGAUAUAGUUUCCUGGUUGAAGAAAAAUGGUGUUGGGUGGUCUCUUCAAUAUGUCGAAACACUAGGUAUUAAAUAAUGUUAUUAUUUAUGUUGUAAAGCUUUUAUUUAUACGUUAUCAGUUAAAACAUAUACAGUGUAUUUUAAUAACUAAAGACGGUGUAUGAAGUAAUAAAAUCGUGUGAUAUUAAUAAAUGUAUGUAUAUUAACAGUAAAUAUUAAAAAUAACUUAAUGUGUGGUUGACAUAUAAUUCUCUGCUCUUGUUUAAUUGACCAUUUGCGUAAUAGACUAAAUUUUGAUCUCAACAAAAAUUUCAUUACAGCUUGAAAGAGCAUCACAAAAGUGCUCAGUGUGCCAAGAAUGUCGGAAUUGUGGUUCAAUGUCAAGAUUGUGACAAAUGGAGAUGCCUGUAUUCCAAGAAAAAGAUUUCGCGUAAACUGCAUGGUAAAGUUGAAAGUGCGUUGGAGGAUUUGUCCUACACAUGUGGCAGUGUGUUCUCGGAUUUGGAGGAUGAAGAAAUGAGAGGGGUUUUUGAUUCAGUGUUUGUGAAAGCCAGUCUCGAUUGCAGUCAACCAACAGAAAAGCCGUGGUAUGCAGCAGGUUUUGAAGACAUUUGCUUCUUUUGUGGCAUUGAAGACGAUCUUAAUACCAAUCCCGAAAGCUAUCCACUAUGUGAAGAGUGCAAGAAAACUCGCAAACCAGAGAAGCGAUCAUCAAGAAAGAAGUUUAAAAAAACUUGA
Paramuricea clavata is the source of this 1558-nucleotide messenger RNA. Lineage: Eukaryota; Metazoa; Cnidaria; Anthozoa; Malacalcyonacea; Plexauridae. The record is from the annotation of a GenBank genome assembly.